AUGUCUUUGCUUCUCAAGCUUCCUCUUUUGGUAUCCGAAGCAGUAUGUAUGCGAGUCUCUGGUACACCUCCAAAUCCUCCAACGAUCUCUGGUUUUAUGGUUGUCCCUGAUUGGAGAGAGCAUUUUCUCAGAAGCCUUGCAUAUCCUUCAAAAUUCCUUCGCACGACAUCGUGGCUCGCACAAUUUGUAGAAUUCAUCGUUAUCAUCGCCUAUCACAACCCCGCAGGACCAAUAUCUCAUCUCGUCCUCAAGAGCUUGGUCGAUGAACCCUCUUGUGUCGAGGGCAUUCAUGUAACUCCUCUGUACUUAGUGGGGAAUAUACUCAACCUCACUGGGACGAUUCUCCGUGUUCAGUGUUAUCGUACACUGGGUCAACUCUUCGUAUUCGAACUCCGCAUCCAAAAGGAUCAUCGGCUUAUUACGGAGGGUCCAUACGCAUACGUACGACACCCCAGCUACACUGGCCUCAUUCUAACAAUCAUAGGUACAUUUCUGAGCCAUGCGUCAGGCUCGUGGAUCUCACAAUGUGCACCUUUACAAAAUGCCUCCAUGCAAGCUCUUGUUGGGCUUUGGAUGAUAGUCGCAAUCGCAGUGGUCAUCAGUCUGCUGCUUCGCGUCAGCAGAGAGGACACUAUGCUGGAAAAGGCUUUCGGCGAUAAUUGGACAAAAUGGUCAGAGAAAGUUCCAUAUCAACUAAUUCCGGGGAUUUAUUGA
Molecule: messenger RNA, 714 nt
Organism: Lentinula edodes (shiitake mushroom)
Lineage: Eukaryota; Fungi; Basidiomycota; Agaricomycetes; Agaricales; Omphalotaceae
Exons: 2
Coding region: 1-714 (237 amino acids)
Biological process (GO): C-terminal protein methylation
Cellular component (GO): membrane
Molecular function (GO): protein C-terminal S-isoprenylcysteine carboxyl O-methyltransferase activity
Source: RefSeq, a predicted model, not a curated record